CCCACAAAGGGACACAAGGAGGCCAGCCACCCAUCUCCAAGAACCAUAUGAGCGCCAUGUGUACAUAUACGUGUCAGCAAUUCCUUCGUCCGUACGCCAUCUCUCUCAAACUUCCAUGUCUCCUCUUGCCUUCUGUCUCUCGUAUCCACCCACUAUGGAUACCCUCCUCCAUACCCCAACCUCCAUGGCCAAGCGUCCCUGUCCAUUCUCCUCCUCCUCCUCCUCCACGACCGCCGCCUCCACCGUCACUGCCACCACCAACUCCCCAAGCUCUAGCCGGCUCCCGAACAUGAACCACCAAGUGGACAAUCUCCUCCAAACAUUUCUAGACCUCGCGGACUCGCCUUCUCUCUCUGUCGACCUCUCGUUGGACCGAAUCCUUGACUCCACCCCUUGCGA
Jatropha curcas is the source of this 399-nucleotide messenger RNA. The record is from RefSeq and is a predicted model, not a curated record. Lineage: Eukaryota; Viridiplantae; Streptophyta; Magnoliopsida; Malpighiales; Euphorbiaceae.